AUGAUCAAUGAGAAGCUCCACUGGGGUUGGGAUGGCUGCAGCACCAGGGAGGUGUCUACGGUUGAAGUAUCUCCUAAACGCCACUUCAGCGACACUGCUCGACUAUUUCGAUCGAUAUACAGUGGAGGUAGAAUCCGUAAAAUCAAAGAAGACCAUAAAAUCGAAGGAAUGAUCAAUGAGAAGCUCCACUGGGGUUGGGAUGGCUGCAGCACCAGGGAGAUGUCUACGGUUGAAAUAUCUCCUAAACGCCACUUCAGCGACACUGCUCGACUAUUUCGAUCGAUAUACAGUGGAGGUAGAAUCCGUAAAAUCAAAGAAGACCAUAAAAUCGAAGGAAUGAUCAAUGAGAAGCUCCACUAG
Molecule: messenger RNA, 360 nt
Organism: Necator americanus (New World hookworm)
Lineage: Eukaryota; Metazoa; Nematoda; Chromadorea; Rhabditida; Ancylostomatidae
Exons: 1
Coding region: 1-360 (119 amino acids)
Source: RefSeq, a predicted model, not a curated record